Pseudoliparis swirei is the source of this 1710-nucleotide messenger RNA. Its product is annotated as pancreas transcription factor 1 subunit alpha. Gene Ontology annotation, molecular function: RNA polymerase II transcription regulatory region sequence-specific DNA binding; protein dimerization activity; DNA-binding transcription factor activity, RNA polymerase II-specific. Gene Ontology annotation, biological process: developmental process; regulation of transcription by RNA polymerase II. The transcript has 2 exons. Bases 1060 to 1677 code for a protein of 205 amino acids. NCBI's taxonomy places the organism in Eukaryota, Metazoa, Chordata, Actinopteri, Perciformes, Liparidae. The record is from RefSeq and is a predicted model, not a curated record.
GAUACCGUUUGGUGACGCUACCAGCUGUUACAGUCACGUGCUUCACCUAUCACACGCACAAGGUGCACUGGCUGGAUCACCGUGGUGAGGUCAGCGCGCUGCCUCCUUAUAAACAGCUCUUCUGCAGCGGAAGGCCUCGCGCCGCAAUGUGUUUACUGCAACAAACAAAGAUCCCCCCUUGAACCCGGCGUCCUGGAGGACUUUGUCAAAUGGAAACCACGUGUGAGCCAACACGCAGCCUUCUUGGAUUAGAGUUCGUCCCCGCGCUGCCCUGCGUGCAACAAAAAAAACUCGAAGAAAGAGCUCGCUUAUUUAAAUUAACCCACGCGUAAUUAGAGCGCGCGCCCUCCUCCACGGUGUGCCAUUCAUUCGAUCAUAUUUGGCAAAAUGGGAAGCGUAUUGAUGUGGCUACUAUAGACGCAAAUGACGUGUGAGGAACUGUGGUCAUACCGCCCGGGAUACGUCGUGAAGCAUCUGACCCCAGUGCGUAAAAACGCGCCUGGACCAGAAUAAACCCCGUAAAAAAUCAUUUUGUAUAACAAAGAGGGCUCACGUGUUUCUGACAGUCGUGUUUGUUGUUCGCGGGGCUUUAGGAGAUAACACCGUCCCAUUCAGAGGCCGCCGGGUUUGCGCGGCCUGCUGCGCCAUAAUGCUCAGCGCAAGCCCUCCAAUGUCAGCUAAAUGCGGAGUGUUUUUUGUCAAUAUUAGCGGGACUACUUGAGGGGAAGUUUAUAAUUGGACAUGUGUUUCCCCCGCUUUUUUGUCGUUUGGAGAUCAACUGAUUCCAUUGUAAUUGGUUUUUAAAGCAAUGAGCGAUCCACAAGGAGGGGUAAAGUGUUCUUAAGAGCUCCCUUUCAGCCUUUAGAAAUGGCCCGAGCAACCCGCAGAGAAACACGGAGGCCCUGGAAGUAUUUAAUCCAGGAGACGUGUCCACGGGGCUGUCACACAGCAGCAGAGAUUCAUGCAGGUAGGCAGUUACCACUCUGUUAAGGGAAACACGCGCUCAGAGACCGGGGAAGAAACGGGACCGUUUUGUUUGUGCGUUUAUAAAUAUAAAAUAUGGAGGAUAUGCUUUUUGACUUUGACCAGGAUGGCACGAAGGAUUUUGCAUUUUGGGGACAAAUGGACCAAAACGUCCAGUUUCAGACCCAGCUGGACAACUUCCUGCUGGACUACACCACAGCCGCCGGGCAGCUCUCGCCCUGGUCCUCUCUGGGAAGUCAGUCCAUGUUCCCGGACGCGCAGAUGACCUUCACCGACCUCGAGGUGCAGUCUCCCGGGGCGGACGUCUGCACAGAGGGGGAAGGCUCCUCCAUGGACGACCCGCUGGAGGCGAACAGCCGCCGGGCGGAGCGGCUGGGGACCCACCAGCCCUACAAGGUGCAGCGGUACGCCGCCAACAUCCGGGAGAGGAAGAGGAUGCUGAGCAUCAAUUCCGCCUUCGAGGAGCUGCGCUGCCACGUGCCCACGUUCCCCUACGAGAAGCGGCUGUCGAAGAUAGACACCCUGCGGCUGGCCAUCGCCUACAUCGCCCUGCUGAGAGAAAUCCUCAUGUCGGGCUGCGACCCCAAGUCCUACGUGGACGAGUGCAUGAAGAAUGGCUACAAGAACCACACCAACGCCAUCUGGAACACAAGCGACCUGACAGCCCGCCUCUCCUGGAUAAAGUGGGAUUAACUGAGGAACACGGGGCACCCCCCCCCCUUCCCC